UGCAAAGUAAAUUCGCCGCCAUUUUAGAGGGUUUUGUUCCGCAGAGGAGAAUUUUUUAUUGAGGGUAAAAUGGCAGACAAAGGUAGUGAUUCAGGAGAGGAAGAGGAUCCAACCAUUGCUGAAGAUGUUGUUGUCACGAAGUACAAAAUGGCGGGUGAUAUGGCAAACCGUAUUCUCAAGAAGAUCAUAGAUGCCACAACUGUUGGAACUACUGCACGCACAUUAUGUCAGAUGGGAGAUAACCUUAUUGAGGAGGAAACUAGCAAGGUUUUUAAAAAAGAAAAAGAACUGAAAAAGGGUAUUGCUUUUCCAACGUGCAUCUCAGUAAACCAUGUUGUCUGCCAUUUUUCACCCCUUUUGAGUGAGACUGACAUCCCCAUUAAUGAUGGUGAUAUGGUGAAAAUAGACCUCGGUGUCCACAUUGAUGGUUAUAUUGCAGUUGUAGGACACACAAUUGUUGUUGGUGCUUCUAAGGACAACAAAAUAACUGGUGCAAAGGCUGAUGUUCUUCUAGCAGCACAUUUAGCAUCUGAAGUAGCACAGAGGCUUGUGAAAGCAGGCAAUGAGAAUUAUACAGUCACAGAUCAAAUACAGAAAGUUGCCGAGGCCUUUCAGUGCAAGCCAGUCGAGGGAAUGUUAUCACAUCAACUGAAAAGAAACAUCAUUGAUGGUGAAAAGGCAAUUAUACAAAAUCCUAAUGAACAGCAAAGGAAAGACCAUGCCAAGUGUGAAUUUGCAGUACAUGAUGUUUUCGCAGUUGAUAUUCUAAUUAGCACAGGAGAUGGUAAAACCAAGGAGAAAGAUACACGAACAACAGUGUACAAAAGAACUGAAAACAACUAUCAGUUGAAAAUGAAGGCCUCUAGAGCUUUUUACAGUGAGGUGUGUAACAAAUUCACCACCAUGCCAUUUACUUUAAGAGCUUUUGAAGAUGAGAAAAAAGCAAAAAUGGGUGUCGUAGAAUGUUGCAAGCAUCAACUUCUAGAACCGUUUAAUGUCCUAUGGGAGAAAGAAGGAGAAUAUGUAGCCCAGUUCAAAUUCACACUUUUAAUCAUGCCUAAUGGACCAAUCAGGAUUACGCAGGGACCUUUUGACCCAGAAGUAAUACAAUCAGAGUACUCAAUAAAAGACCAAGAGAUUAAGGACAUACUUGCAACAUCAGCAAGCAGGAAAACUCAAAAGAAGAAAAAAAAGAAGGCUUCAACUAAGGCAUCCGAUGCAGUGGUAGCGGAAACAAAGAAUGGUGGAGAUGCUGGUGACUAAACAGUGACUGUUUGUUGUACAUGUACCCUGUUAUGUAAACUUUUCCUGUCUGGUUUUCAGCCAUGUUGCAUUGCUGGACAUGUUCCUCUAAGUCAAGUGGAAGUGUUUCUAAAGUGCAGAAAAUGUUAUUCUGGUCCAAGAGUCUGUCAAGUUGCAUAUUGAAUGUCUACACUUAGAGAACAAGUGUUGAAUAAAAUUACCUUUUUUUUCUUGCUGA
Molecule: messenger RNA, 1480 nt
Organism: Pocillopora verrucosa
Lineage: Eukaryota; Metazoa; Cnidaria; Anthozoa; Scleractinia; Pocilloporidae
Product: proliferation-associated protein 2G4
Source: RefSeq, a predicted model, not a curated record